AUGUAUUCCUUCAUCCUGCUAGCUCUGACGAGCAUCCCCUCAACACAUGCCUGGGGCUCCCUCGGCCACGAAACGAUCGCGUACAUAGCCUCCCACUACGUCCAAUCCCACACAAAGACCUGGGCUCAAGGCAUUCUUGGCGACACAUCGAGAGACUAUCUCGCCAAUGUAGCGACUUGGGCAGAUAGUUACAGAUAUACUGCUGCUGGGAAAUUUUCUGCUCCGUUCCAUUUUAUUGAUGCCGACGAUAAUCCGCCGAACUCGUGUAGUGUCGAUUAUGAUCGAGAUUGUGGUAAAAACGGGUGCUCGAUCAGUGCAAUUGCCAAUUACACGACACGGGUACAGUCGACGAGUUUAUCGGACACGGAGGUGAAUUAUGCUUUGAGGUUUUUGGUGCAUUUCAUUGGGGAUAUUACUCAGCCGUUGCAUGAUGAGGCGUAUGAGGUUGGAGGUAAUGAUGUUGAUGUGACAUUCAAUGGUACAGAUACCAACCUCCAUCAUAUAUGGGAUACCAACAUGCCGGAACAACUUCGUGGAGGUUACUCUCUGUCGGACGCCUCAGACUGGGCCAAUGAUCUGAUCUCAGCAAUCGACUCCGGAACGUACUCUUCUCAGAAGUCGUCCUGGAUCUUAGGUCUCGACGUUUCGGAUCCGAAAGGCACAGCGAUGAAAUGGGCCACUGACGCCAAUACAUUUGUAUGCUCGAAAGUCAUGCCUAAUGGUGCUUAUGCUCUGGAGAACUCCAAUGACUUGUAUCCGGAAUACUACAAUGGCGUGAUUGAUACCAUUGAACUCCAGGUUGCGAAGGCGGGGUAUCGACUGGCGAAGUGGCUGGAUGAUAUCGCUGCUAAGCAGAGCGUGAGCAAGAGGGCUGUGCAUGGCGAGAUGAUUGUUGAAGAAGAUUUGAGUGGUGCUCAUUUGCUGCCACGGGGACCAAUGAGUCGAGCGCAGAGGAGAAGAGAGGCGAUGGGGUAUACCUGCAAGCAUUAAUCAUGUCAAUGUAGACCAUCAUUGUGCUGCAUUGGCCAUCCAAUCAGAAAUGAUACCCCAAUAUCGCUCUGGAUCUUCUCGUGGAAGUCCGCAAUGUGGUGCCUUCUCGAACACCUCUUCAUGGACUUCCUUGAAUCCUAUUUUUCGAGCUUCAACGGCAUGAUCGUGACAGUCGAUGGCGCUGAC
This is a messenger RNA of Pseudocercospora fijiensis CIRAD86, 1176 nucleotides long. RefSeq lists its product as uncharacterized. The record is from RefSeq and is a predicted model, not a curated record. The transcript is spliced from 3 exons. Gene Ontology annotation, biological process: DNA catabolic process. NCBI's taxonomy places the organism in Eukaryota, Fungi, Ascomycota, Dothideomycetes, Mycosphaerellales, Mycosphaerellaceae. Gene Ontology annotation, molecular function: nucleic acid binding; endonuclease activity. Bases 1 to 990 code for a protein of 329 amino acids.